Asterias rubens (European starfish) is the source of this 643-nucleotide messenger RNA. RefSeq lists its product as uncharacterized. The coding region runs from base 70 to 507 and encodes 145 amino acids. The transcript has 4 exons. The record is from RefSeq and is a predicted model, not a curated record. NCBI's taxonomy places the organism in Eukaryota, Metazoa, Echinodermata, Asteroidea, Forcipulatida, Asteriidae.
ACAGUAGCAGUUGUAUCAGUUGGCUGUUGUGUUCGGCCGCAGUGGGAGAGAUAGAUUUUGAUAGUCACCAUGGGUGUUUUCGGAGUGUCGACCGGUCUAAUGAUCAUCGCAAUUAUUUGUCUUAACAGCUCAACAGUUGCAGACGUAGUACUUGAGUGCGAAGGUUUGGACGAAAUUGACUGCCCAACACAGUGUGAUUAUCCGUCAUGUGAAUGGUACCUUGAGAACGGCGAGCCAGACGAAGCCUACUGUGCGGCUCAGAUGACUACAUGUCUUGCACAGAAAACUUGUGGAUGUCUGGAAGGUACUUAUGGGCAGUGGAUGGGGCAGUACUCGCUCUGUAUCCCCAAGGAAGAGUGCGGCUGCUUAGUCGAAGACGAGUAUGUUAAGUUGGACAAUACCUUCGUUAAGGCAGACGGGACCACUUGCAAAUGUGAGCAAGGCCAUCAAUGCAAUGCGGUCGUUGGCCGCAGGCCUCCUCCAGGGCCUCCUCGCGGUAGGCGAUGAAGCGUGAAGAAGGUUUCUGACGGGACGUGAGGUGGAAGCAGGGACAGUAUAAAGGAGUGUUUUUGUAACGCCAAGAGGGGUCCAGUCAGACGGAUUCAAAAAGCGAACCUUUUUGAGCUUUUAUUUAUUUUAUUUU